CUUUACCUAUCCUCUUACAAGAAGCCCGAGGCCCUGUGGAUUGAACAAUUGCAUGACAAGAAGCUGCUAUUGCUUUCGAUAAAAUAUACCCCGCCAGCAUUAUUUCCCCGCAACCCCCUUAGAAAUGGCCAAACGGUCCAGAUCUACGUCUAUCGAUCCGCCAUCAGAAUGUCGGUCAAGAUCCUCCUCUCCAGACUAUAUAUCAUCCACGCCAGCUUCAUCCAAAAUACAUCUCUCAAAUACCCCUUCCGACUCCCCUGCUGAAGAAGCCAUGCGUUGCUCUCUCCCGCCUCACAGAGAAACUCUGUCUUUCCCCUCAUACGAAGAUUACGAGGUGCACUAUCAUCAAGCCCACGUCAACAGAUGCACCGAGUGCGGGAGGAACUUCCCCACGGAUCUCUUUUUGAAUUUACAUAUUGAGGAGAAUCAUGAUUCCCUGAUCGCUGCAAGGAGAGCCCGGGGGGACAAAACUUACGGAUGCUUCGUCGAAAACUGCGAGCGAAAAUGUUCUACCCCCCAAAAACGCCGAAUGCAUCUUAUUGACAAACAUAUGUUUCCCAGGACAUAUAACUUCUACAUCGUCAACGACGGCAUAGACAAGCAAACAUCAAUGCUCCGGUCAAUGCAGAACCAUCGCCGGCGCUUAUCUAGUACACCAACAUCGCCAAAAGAAGGCCGGUUACGGCACCGGCAGACAUCCAUCUCACACGCAGGCCCUGCUCCCAAUUCAAAUCCGGUUUCUUCUGUACUCGAAUCCAGGUCGGACGAGACGGAGAUAAUGGAACUCGAGAAAUCCAUGUCCGCGCUGCGGUUCGUUCCGGCCAGCGUUACGAAUGCGCAGUCGCGGCAAACCGCACGAAGGAAUCAACCGCGCGGCGCGCUUCGACAAGCAGAUACAGCACCUGGAAGUCAUGAUUGAGGAGUUUCCGAACAAGAAAAAAGAGCGAUUCGAAGUCCUUAUUUGCCAAGUGCCCGCUGGCGCUGGGGAUACGGACAGAUUAUGAUGGGGCUGUGUUCUUCUAGAUGGCAACCAGUCAAGUGCUCAGGCUUAAAGGAAGCAGUCUCGACCCACUGCUGGGUGGACUAGAGCGUUGCCAGCCAUGAUGUUCUGUGCCGGGUAUGAAGGAGUUGUAGUCCAUCUCACCUUCGAGGAUGGCACCGUUGCUAAAGGUGAGGGAGCUACCUAAGAGAGAUUCAGUUGCUCUAGUCAAUGUAGAGGACAUUGUGAACAAGGAGAGUACGAGGUGGGAUUGGGAUUAACAGGUGAAGAGAGGUCGCUGAGGCAGAGUACUACGAGCAGUCAGUUUUGAAUGUGACGGAAAACCCACGCAGAUAUUCAUUUGAGACUCAUAAUAAAGAGUAAUAAAGAGAUACAAGAAAAGUCAUUCCU
Molecule: messenger RNA, 1390 nt
Organism: Aspergillus versicolor CBS 583.65
Lineage: Eukaryota; Fungi; Ascomycota; Eurotiomycetes; Eurotiales; Aspergillaceae
Exons: 3
Coding region: 125-919 (264 amino acids)
Source: RefSeq, a predicted model, not a curated record